GAUAGCGCCGCGUCAACAUCGCGGGAGAGACUCGCCUUUGUUUCCGCCGAAUGCCUAUACGUAUCGUGUUCCCGUCCUGUCAUCGUCGUGCUGUCAUCGUGUUCGCUCGCACUCGACAAUGUCGUUCGCAGCCGGCGUGUUUCACGGAAAUGUUUACUUCGCACGGCUCGUCAGCCGUUGAGGACGAUCAGGACGCCGAAAGGUCGCGGUAUCCUUACAGAAGAUCUUAAUCUUCACGACGCGGAGACUCAACCUUAUAUAUUUUAUUUGUCUGCAAAGGAAGAAGCGAGGCAGGAUAAAAUCGAGGGUUUCCCAGGAUCCCGAAGAUUCACGAAACGUCAUCGUCAGGAGGAAGGAUAUCCGCGGACAUGGCCGGUAACAGCGAGCUCUGGGUGCAGUGCUUCACCUGCUGCCUGACACGGGCGACCAGGAACACCGGGAGGCGGAACAACGGCAGGCCGCAUCAGAGGCUCAGGAUAGACCGGAGCAUGAUCGGCGUCCCCACGAACUUCCGUCAUACGGCGCACAUCAGCAGCGGCGACAUCGACAUGUCGAUCGCCCAGCUGGCAGAUCUCCAGGCUCAGAUGCAGAGGAAGAGUGGCUUCAACAGCGUCGACUUCGGUGCUAAAGCCUGCUGAGAGUGACAUUGGUGAUGCCACUGGGGAAUAUUUAAUAAUACGAUAGACAGAAAGUGAGAGUGACAUGUAUGACACUUGGCGAAACAACGACUGAUCUUUCACUUUUGAUAUCCAUGUUCCUUAUUUGUCAAGUAGACAUCGAGUGCAUUUCUUCUGUACGCGCAAAAUUAAGUGCUGCAAUUUAUUAUGGACAUUUUAUUAGGAUUUUAUACUAUAUACAUAGCGGAAAGAUCUUUGACUUCCACAUUCUGAACACACAUAACUGCCAGAAAGAAAAUGAUUCUAUAUUACAAUUAAUUAUUUAUUUAUCUUUAGACUGAAAUAUGUAUUUAAAAAGCUUCGAAUAUUUCAUAAAUUGUGCCUUCGUCAGCGACUUUGUCUGACAGUCAACGUGGAGAAAAUGUUAUAUUACAAGGACGAAUAGAUCGCAUUUAUUUGUAAGAUUUAUAUAUAAAAUACGACAUUAAUGUGUAACUAAUGUAUAAGUAAUUGGUAUCACAUAAUAUCACAUUCAUGAAUAUAA
This is a messenger RNA of Nylanderia fulva, 1161 nucleotides long. It is a transcript of the gene Spec2, whose product is annotated as CDC42 small effector protein Spec2. Gene Ontology annotation, molecular function: small GTPase binding. NCBI's taxonomy places the organism in Eukaryota, Metazoa, Arthropoda, Insecta, Hymenoptera, Formicidae. The record is from RefSeq and is a predicted model, not a curated record. Gene Ontology annotation, cellular component: plasma membrane. Gene Ontology annotation, biological process: regulation of Rho protein signal transduction.